Molecule: messenger RNA, 1323 nt
Organism: Cydia pomonella (codling moth)
Lineage: Eukaryota; Metazoa; Arthropoda; Insecta; Lepidoptera; Tortricidae
Exons: 1
Coding region: 49-1299 (416 amino acids)
Source: RefSeq, a predicted model, not a curated record
GCGCGCAAGCUCAUCAAAGGUGGGUGCGUACAUACGAUCGCGGUAAAAAUGACGGGCGUAAUUAAGUGCAAUUCGUGUAACAUUGUCAUCGAUGAACUGUUGGCUUAUGUGCAAAAUAAAGUGUCGUUAGUGGACGAGAUAACGCUUGUGCGGAUAUGUAAGUCUGCGUUCUCCAGUGAUGAAAUCAAAAACUCGAAGUCGUUACUGUUUGACUCGAUUCCGACGGUGGCCCGCAAGAUUAAUCGAAAAAGUAAAGGCAAGGAAGAAAGGGACCUGCUAGACAUUUUUAAUGUGUUUAAGUCAACAGAGCCGGACGUAAUUCCGGUGUUUGUGGCGAGACAGCUCGAGCGUCUACCACCGAUACUAUUUAAUAGUCUGGAUUGUACCAGGCUCUUGAAAGAUAUGCUCAAGUUUCAAAAUGAUUUAGCUGAGAUUAAAGAGACUUAUGCGACUUUGGACCAGCUGAAGGGGUUGAAACUCGAACUCCUAGCGAAUAAAUAUGAUACGUGUCCUUUGACACCUAUCUGCAACGUUAAUACGAAGCGAGGGGCUGCCUGGGCUCUGGAUACUAUGGAUAGCGGACCUGUGGGCAUUCUGCAGUGCAACUCGACGCUGGAUAGCUAUCAUGACCGGGAACAAGCAACAAAUAACGAUCAUCCGAAUAAAAAGAUUUGGGAGGUAGGCGCGCAAAAAACGACUCACGGGUCAGCGGUUGAACAACGGUCAUCGGGUGAUAAGAGCGGCAACGACGACGCGGCAACGCUGAGCGGCGGCGUUGCCAGACCGAAACCAGCUGUGCCCGAACGUCAGCUUAUUGAAGAUACCGUAAACAAUAGUGGCGGAUUGGUAAAACGCGUAACACAUGAGCCAUCAUCUAUUAAAUUGCUAGAUCCUCUCUCAAAUAAUGAGGGGAAAUGGGAGAAGGUCGAGAGCCGUAAAAAACAACGAAAAUAUCGUUAUCAUGGCAAGUACGGUAUCGCACGGGACCUGCAAUGUAAUUUCAAAGCGGCAGAGAGGAAAGUUCCCGUCCUCAUUACAAACGUACACAGGGAAACUACGGAAAACGACAUUAUUCAAUACAUUUAUGGUCAAACAAAAGAUACAGUGUCGUUGAAAGAAAUAAACAUACAAAAACGGCGUGACUAUAAGGCAUAUAAGAUGUACGUAUCUAAAAACAAAUUACACAUGUAUUUGAAUGAGAAUUUGUGGCCUGAAGACAUUAUAUUCAGACGUUUUGUAAAUUAUACGAACGGAGGGAACUCUGUGAUCGGCCUUGAAACUAAGAUAAAUGCAGAAUAAUACAAGUAAGGUUUGUACUUUUGC